UUUUCUGGCUCAAAUGAACCUUAGAUGUUUUUUUGUAAAUGAAUGCACCUGCAACAUUAACAACAUCAAAUCGGAGGCUGGCUUCAGGCUACAGAGUGAGACCUCCUCGCUGCAUCCUCUUCUUUGCAGCAGGGGGAUCAGAGGGGAGCAGGAGGAGGAGGACAGAGCAAAGAGUGGGCGGGGGGAACGGAUGAAGGAGAAAGAGACGGAGUGGUGAGGAGGGAGGCAUCGUCUCACUGAUGCUGAGUCACAUUUCUGGGGGACCGCAGCCGCAUCCCAUGAGUCUUUGGCAAUAAUGGAGGAGCUCGAACACACCUGCCCCCAUCCUCGGACGACUCUGACAGAGCCGGCCAUCUUUGCCAGGGAGACCAGUUGCGAUUGUCGCGCCCCCCACGAGAAGCUCACCAUUGCGCAGGCCAGCAGAGGCACCCCAGUGGACCGGCCAGUCAGAGUCUACGCAGAUGGCAUCUUUGACCUGUUCCAUUCGGGACACGCUCGCGCCCUCAUGCAGGCCAAGAACCUCUUCCCCAACACCUACCUCAUAGUAGGAGUGUGCAGCGAUGAGCUGACCCACAAGUACAAGGGUUUCACCGUCAUGACGGAGCACGAGCGCUACGAGGCGCUGAGGCACUGUCGCUACGUCGACGAGGUCUUGAGAGACGCCCCCUGGACCCUCACGCCCGAGUUCCUCGAGAAACACAGGAUCGAUUUUGUGGCUCAUGACGAUAUCCCGUACUCCUCGGCAGGAAGUGAGGAUGUCUAUAAACACAUCAAGGAGGCAGGGAUGUUUGUGCCUACACAACGGACAGAGGGAAUCUCCACAUCGGACAUCAUUACCAGGAUUGUCAAAGACUACGAUGUGUACGCCCGACGGAACCUCCAACGUGGCUAUACGGCCAAGGAGCUCAACGUCAGCUACAUCAACGAGAAGAAGUACCGACUGCAGAACCAAGUGGAUCGCAUGAAGGAGAAAGUUCGCACGGUCGAGGAGAAGAGCAAACAUUUUGUCUACCGCGUGGAGGAGAAGAGCCACGACCUCAUUCAGAAGUGGGAGGAGAAGUCGAGGGAAUUCAUCGGCAACUUCUUGGAACUUUUUGGACCAGAUGGAACUUGGAAACAGGUGUUCCAGGAACGCAGUGGUCGAAUGCUGUCCUACGCUCUGUCGCCCAGAGGGUCGCCGUGCAACAGCCCUCCGCGCGAACUGUCCCCCCUUCGCUCUCCCUCGCCGCUCUCCCCGAAAGGAGCCUCGGCAUCUAUAAGCAGCAUGAGUGAAGGCGAUGAAGAUGAGAAGUAGAUGUAGACUGCUGAACACACCCUGCCAUGCAGAUGCGCACACACACACACACACGCACGCGCACACACGCACACACACACACGCACACACUGGCUGCAGGUGGUCGUCAUGGGAGAUACAGUAGUUCUGCGCUACAGAGCUAAGAAGCCAUCACACUGUCUCUGUAACCCAGGAGACGGGAGGAAGGUGAAGAAAGAAGGGGUUAGAGGAUUUAUGUACACAGUGUCACAUAUCAUAAGGCCCAGAAUCCUUUGCAUCUUUCAAGAGGAUUUGCUCUGGAUUGUCCAGCACUGACAGAGACUGUCCAACGGCCUGCUCAUAACAUCACCUCACUGUAUUUUGUCCUGUUCUGUUUCAUUUAGUAUUUUCUUAGGGAUGAUGCCAAGACCUUUUUUCUUCUUCUUUUUCGUAACUGCCAUGACCACUAGAUGUGACUGCCAUGGCACAAAGUUACGCAAAACACUGUGUCUGACAUUCAGUCCAGCAGGUCACGAGAACCGACGGGAACUGACUCAUAUAUUCAUCACUGUGUAACUUUGUGCUUGUCAAACAGAUAGUAAGGGAUUAAACAAAAGAACAGCAGAGGUGUAGCGGUGGGAAACCCAAACACAUAGUCAGUGCUAGUUUGAAGCAAUUAACUAUAAAUAUUGGUGAAGAAAAACACAAAAAAUGAUGUCAGGGCCCCCACACUACAAUACGGACCACUGGAUUACACCUAAUCUGGAAAAAGUCUGUUAGGUAGUCUCAGACUAAGUAGCAGACCGCAUUUAGUAGCUCCUUGAAUGUAAACAUCACACCCAGAGAAUAAAAGUAAUCACUCUAAUUUUUUGCCAACAUGCUGCACAAACACACACGCAUUCUUCAGAGGUAGAUCUCACAAUUGUCAGGAAUUGCAGUAACGCAUUCAUUGUCACCAUUAAAAAAAAGGCAUGUAUUAUUUUUUAAAACAUGUUUUACCAGUCAUUAGUUAGCAGGCAUUAUGUCGACUCUUUGGAAUAUGUCAGCUGUGAAAACAAAACAAACCGGCAAACGUGGAGAUGCAGCCUUUCUCCAAUCUAACUCUGAUGAUACUUGAAACACACAAUAGUUGAAUCCCUCCAGGUGAACCGUCAGGUCCUCAGAAGCCGGAGCAUAGCCCGAUUGUUUUCAUUGCUUUUACUGGAAAUGUAUGGAUCAACCCCCUUUUGCUGAGGUCUGUGUCGGAGCAGACUUCUCUUUCACCCAAACAAUACAAUACAAUACCUUAAUGCAAUGUGGAGAACUUUAAUGUCCUGUACGCACUUACAUGUUAAUCUGCACUAUAUGUACAAACUUUAAGAAUGUGUCUUUUUUUAUCUUUUAAAUUUUAAUGUUCAAACGGCUUGGGAUGUAAAUAAAACAAAAAGGGGAAGGAGUAACUAAAUGUGAAUUAAGUCAG
Molecule: messenger RNA, 2711 nt
Organism: Scophthalmus maximus (turbot)
Lineage: Eukaryota; Metazoa; Chordata; Actinopteri; Pleuronectiformes; Scophthalmidae
Product: choline-phosphate cytidylyltransferase B-like
Biological process (GO): CDP-choline pathway
Molecular function (GO): phosphatidylcholine binding; choline-phosphate cytidylyltransferase activity
Source: RefSeq, a predicted model, not a curated record